CUGCUGCUGUGUUUGGUCUCUCCCUCUUGACUCCCAGCGAUGUGAAGAGGGGCAGGCUGGAACUGCGUAUGUGAUAUAUUGCACCUCUGGGAGAGGAGAAAGGAGGCUUUGUCUGUGUGGAAACCAGUAGCCCGACCCGAGGUUGGGAAAACAGCCGAAGAGAAAGGCAGAGAAGUUUGCGGGCUUCUUGGAAAUGUAGACUAAAUCUUCCACAAAGAUGGUGUGGGGGUAGUUGUAUGGAGUUGCAACCGGGAGCUGUUUUAAAAAGGAUAAAGGUGGGAAACACUAAAGAAACUUUGUUCUCCGUUGGAGGACAAGGGGGUGACUUCUUGAAAAGAAAUUAUAACGCACGGUCUGCACUCAGAUUUGGGGAAAUCUAAGAUGCGCCUGUUGAGCACGUUGUGCGGGUGUAACCGCGGAGAUAUGAGAGUGGGACUACUCAAGUCUGUUACGAUGUAUUUACUUUUUUUAUUCGUGUUUGUGCUGUCGUGUCACGGCUGUCCGGACAAAUGUUUGUGCUCCUCACAAACUGUGAAAUGCCAAAACCAGGACUUAGACACGAUUCCAAAUUCCAUCCCAGCCAAUACCGCAUUCCUGUUUGUCACAGGAAACAACAUUUCCCGUAUUAAUGAGGCCUCUUUUCCAACCCGCCUGGAGCUCCUAACAGAUCUUUAUCUCAGUGGCAAUGACAUAGAGUAUGUGGAUGAAAUGGUAUUUGACAACUUGCCAAACCUCACACGCCUGGACCUGAGCAACAACAAAAUCCAGACUUUCAGUGACAGAGCUUUUCCUCGUGAUAGUAAGCUGCAGCUGUUGAACCUCAGUAGAUCAUUUCUUAAUCAUUCCUUGACAGAUGUGGUCUUAGAUUUCCUACGCAGUGCACACUUCCUGCAGCUGACCACUUUGGACCUGUCCAACAACGACCUGGUGAUCCUUCCUGACGACAUCUUUGACAGCCUUUCCAACCUGGUCAAACUCAGCCUGCAGAACAGCUCCCUCGUCACUAUCCAGAACGGGACACUGAAGCAACCCCCACUAGGUGACCUUGACCUGAGGGACAACAGCCUGAGGGAUCUACCCUCCACCACGCUGGAGGAGUUCAGCCUCAAACCUAGCCUCCAAAUCCGGCUGGCGGGGAACCCCUGGCGCUGCGACUGCGUCUUCGAUGACAUGCUGGUGUGGUUAAGAAACUCCUCUCAGGUGGUGGACGUACACAACCUGACCUGCACAGACCCCCAGGCCCUGAGACGUCACCCCCUCCUGCAGGUGCAGCAGUCACAGCUGAAAUGUAUGAGUGACAUGGAGGGAGUGCUGGAGACUUCUUAUGUUUUCCUGGGUUUGGUGUUGGCCCUGAUUGGCGUCAUAUUCCUGCUGGUGCUCUACCUGAACAGAAAAGGCAUCAAGCGAUGGAUGUACAACAUCCGGGAUGCUUGUAGGGACCACAUGGAGGGGUACCAUUACAGGUAUGAGAUAAACUCUGACCCUCGUUUGGCCAACCUUAGCAUCAACUCAGAUGUGUGAGGUGAGGACCGGGACACAGUCUGGGACCCUUCAUUGAGAUGUCAGAUGACUCUGCUAUUUAAAGAUUUUGCAUGAAAGUCUUCCUCCCCCUGUGCUCCAUGAUACCAUUCAGAUUUAGCAUCUGUCAAGGUUCUUGAUAAACCCCUUUUCACAACUUCCCAAUCAGCCUCUGCCGCAUGUCCCGCACAAGUACCUGGCAGCUGUGAUGCCAACUGCAUUUUCUCUGUCUCAUUGCAUGGACAAUGAAUCAUGGCAAAGGGAUUUUUUUCCCUUUUGUAGAGCUAUACAGCAAUUUUGUUCUAUUUUUAUUUUUCCUUAAGGAUAAACUGAUGGAGUGCAUUGACUUUUAGGUGACAGAAUACUUGCUAAAAACACUCUGCUGGUCCCUGCAUCCAGUUAUUUCAGAUAUUACACUGCUUAAGUUUGCCAUUUUUAAUAUAUGAAUAUAUGACAUGCAGUAGACAAUGCUUUUUUUGAAUGAUUAUGGUGCAAUUUGCAUUGUGUCUGGAUUUAGUUGAUGGAUGUGAUUGCUCUUUUUUCUGUGAAGAUAUUCAGCUAAAUAAAAUGCCUCUGGAUUACUGGUA
This is a messenger RNA of Melanotaenia boesemani (Boeseman's rainbowfish), 2105 nucleotides long. It is a transcript of the gene tpbg, whose product is annotated as trophoblast glycoprotein b. Bases 382 to 1521 code for a protein of 379 amino acids. The record is from RefSeq and is a predicted model, not a curated record. Gene Ontology annotation, biological process: negative regulation of canonical Wnt signaling pathway. Gene Ontology annotation, molecular function: protein binding. Lineage: Eukaryota; Metazoa; Chordata; Actinopteri; Atheriniformes; Melanotaeniidae. Gene Ontology annotation, cellular component: plasma membrane. The transcript is spliced from 2 exons.